AUGUCCGAGCCCUCAUCCUCCUCUGCCACCGAUGUCGUCUGGGAUGAGGUCUUCGGCGAUCAGACGCUGGACGUCGUCCUGAAGUCGACGGUGGAUAACGUGUACUUUCGGGCAAGUAGCUACACUCUGAAGAAGGAGACAUCGCUAUACAAUGGCAUGUUCACCAUGAUCCCCAACGUCGGGCACAUGACACCCGAGGACGCCAUCCCCCUCGAUUUUGAUGCACCCACAAUCACCAUCUUCCUCGCCUGCGUCAACGCACGCGCAGUCAUAACCCCCUACUUUGCGACCUUCCCUGUCCUCCAGCUCGGCCGCCUCCUCCACAUCGUCCGGCAUGCAGACUGCGAGCGUCUCCUUCCUCCCGUCGAGCGGGAGUACAAGCGCGCUUGCGUCCGCAGCCCGCACGAUUGGCUGCUCACGGCCAUCGAGCUCAACGACCUUAACGAGGUCGCGGACGCUCUUCGGCAUUCCGCUCGGGAGGGCAAGGGGGUCGAUUUUACCGUGGUCAAGGGCCUGAUCGCGCGCGUGGUGGAUAAGGCGUGGCAUCUGCCCCUUUUCUGCGCAUUUACGCCCGAUACGCCUCUCUACCCGGAUAGGGCACUUUGCCCCUUCGCUUGGCCGACCGAGGAGAAGAUCAGUAUACUUCUCACGGAGAUCCAGAAGGGAAGGAUCGGGACGAGGGACGGGGACGGAGGUCGGGCGGUAGCGGCAGUGGCGUGA
Molecule: messenger RNA, 720 nt
Organism: Dioszegia hungarica
Lineage: Eukaryota; Fungi; Basidiomycota; Tremellomycetes; Tremellales; Bulleribasidiaceae
Exons: 3
Coding region: 1-720 (239 amino acids)
Source: RefSeq, a predicted model, not a curated record